Molecule: messenger RNA, 551 nt
Organism: Drosophila serrata
Lineage: Eukaryota; Metazoa; Arthropoda; Insecta; Diptera; Drosophilidae
Source: RefSeq, a predicted model, not a curated record
UGGUUUGGUUUGUAAGUUAUCCUUUAUUUAGUUGAAAAGUGUAGAAGUUUGCUGAAACCUUAUAGCAUUGGAUUUGUCGUCAGUAAGUGAAAUAAAGGAACUUAAUGUAUUUGAAAAAGUUUUGCUGGUGUCUAAGCUUACGCGUCGGUUGUAUCAUUAUAUCCUUUUUGAAACUGGUUCUUGGCUUCAUACACAUGGUGGAAUUCUUUCGACUGAAGGAGUAUAAUAAUGUGGAGGUCUGGCUGAACCUUUUAUGGGGAAUACUACAUUUUAUUUCCUCUCUUUGCUUGUCCUGCUCAGUGCUUACAACAAACCUUAUUCCGAUUUUUCUUUACUCACUUAUCGAGGCGUCCUACAUGAUAUAUGCGAUAAUUUAUGCCUCAGUGUCCUACGCCUUGAAGACAAAUGUAUAUGCAAACCUGGGCCUAGAGUAUGAAAUUUUAUUCUGGAUUUAUAUAAUCUUCGUUUGCGGAUCGACAGUCUAUUUUCUUUUCACGGCCAUUUCGUUUUAUUUACGCAAGAGGAAACAACGUAAUAAUCGAGAAUCAUAA